Molecule: messenger RNA, 3608 nt
Organism: Oldenlandia corymbosa var. corymbosa
Lineage: Eukaryota; Viridiplantae; Streptophyta; Magnoliopsida; Gentianales; Rubiaceae
Source: the annotation of a GenBank genome assembly
AAAAAAAAAAAAGUGAGGAAGGAAGGAAAAAAAACCACACAGCUCAAAAUCCACCAACAAGAUAAAGUUGCAGAAUGUAGACCACCAACAAUGGCAAGAUCAUCAAACAUACUAAAAUAUAUUUGUCGUAGCCAUUCAAAAACUUUGAAUCUGAAAUUUGAAUAACCUAAGUUACAAUAAAUUAUUAAGAAAUUUUGCUUUUGGCUCUCUUCACUGUGUUAAUUUCUCUUCAGCAAAGUAUAUAAAUGACCCUACUUUUUCUUCUUUAAGCAAAGCUCAGAAUUCAUCAGCCCAAACCCUUUUCCAUUUUGUCCUCAAGUUCUCAACUUUUCCUCCAUUUUUCUUCUCAUUUGGGUUACAGAGAAAAGUUGGAUUACAAUCAGCACCGAAAAAAGCUUUGCCGGUCACUUUCCACUCAUUUCUCCCUUUUCUUUUCUUUUUUCUUUAAGAAAAAACAAUUGUUUGUUUUAUCAUUUUUUUUUAUUGUUUUCUUUUUUAGGCUAUUUAUUGACAAAAUGAUUCCACCAUAGAGUUUUGGCACUAUGCUUUUUCCUUCACCUACUUGUUCGUAAUUCCUGGUUUUCUGAUCUCAAAGUCCCCGCAUUUGUAUCUCUUCUGAGUUCGUCGCGUUUGGUUGUUUCAGUUUAAAUAGCCAGCUGUUUCUCUUUUCUUCAGAUCGAAAACUUCCUCAACCUGGGCUAAUUCAAAGUUUUAGUCUUUGUCUGAUUACUGAGCUCUGCUUUUUACCUUCUCAUGAUUAACUCCAAUUCACUGCAUAAUUUCACAUUGAAACCCUUAAUUUCUUGCUCAAUUUCAUCUAAUUUUCUCCACCCUGAUAGUUUUUUCGUCAAUUGCUUAUAUUGCUUUAGGUUCCGGCUAAAAAUUUGACCUUUUCCAUAUUAAACCGCAUCCUAAUUACUCAGCUUGCUAGAGAAAGAAAGGGGAUUUUUUGGUUUUUCGAAAUUUCCUCUUUUUCCUUUUUGGUGAACGUAAUUAUCUAUGAGAAAAGAAAUGGGGGAUCAUUUUAGACCUGCUUCAAUGGAUGACUUGCCAUGGCAUUUGUUACUUGAGAUAUUGACAUCAGGCCGAUUGAGUGGGGAGGAUUUAGUGUGUUUAGAGCUCACCUCAACAACUUUUAGAGGGAAUCAUGGGACUUUGCCUAAAGAAUUCCGCUCCCUAGUUGAUUUUGCAGCCUUUCAGCUUUGUGGGUUACACCCAAUUUAUGCUUCAUUGCCUUUAAUUGCCCAGAAACAGGUUUUUGAAAGGUGCAAUGGUAAUUGGAAGCGGCUCUGGUGGUUCUUACGGUCCGUGGAACAGUGUUCUGACGUGGUGGAAACUUCUGCUGGCAAUGUACUAUUUCUUGCAACUUAUGUGAUUUCAUUUACUUAUCAAUAAAUUUUGUUUGAUAGUUUUGGUACUUCUAAGUUUAACUUGUUUGCGUUCAUUCUUUGUAUGAAGUUUCUGAUUUUCUGAUGCCCUUUUCUGUUUGAAAAUAGUCCUUAUUGCCUGAAUUAAGAGAAUGUUGUUAGUUUUAUGAGAACAAUGUUGAUCAAAUAAUGAUGCAGAUAAGUAUAAGGAUAGUGUAGGAUGAUGCUUAGUUCUGGGAACAAAAUUGACUAGCAAUCGUGACUCGCCACAAAGUUUGGUGAUAACCUAGCUAUGAAGGGAAAUAACAAUGGAAAGUGGCAAAGCCCCUAGCCAAUGUAAGCAGCACGAUCAGGGAAAUAACGUUUUUCCCUUAACAAGCCUUCUCCUUUUUGGUUUUAGUAUAAGCUUCUAUCACACUGAGAAGUAUUCUCUGUCCCUUCUAAAAUCACGUCUGGGCAUACUUGUCCAGAAUGAAAUACUAUAGCAUUAUGUUGAGAUAUGAAAGCUUUUUGUGUUUCUUUGUGAUCUUACCAUGUGCAAGACAAGUUAACUUUCCAUCUGUUUCCAGUUUGAAGAAAGAAUUGUGCAAUUUUGGGGCAUUAAAGAAGGAAGUUACAGAAGAGACCUGAGACUCUGAGAGGAGCUCAGUUGAGCACUUAGACUUCAGUUAGUCUCAUUUGUUUCAUUUUUUUCUUGAGAAUUGUUUGUGACAUUUGAGAAGGAAGCUAAAGCAGAAACCUCUCAGUUGAGCCUUUUAGGCUUUAGUUGGCCUUGAUUGUCUCAUUUGUUGAGAAUUUAAGUUCUAGCUUUUUCAGUACUAAGGGAAUCACUCACAUCAAGGCUUCACUUUGUACCUGCAGAUGCAGAUAAGGAGCGGCAGAUAUCACACACUGCUGAUAAAUAAUUCAGUUGUGUACUCCUGUGGUUCCAGUUUAUGCGGUGUUCUCGGUCAUGGUUCGGAAACAACACAAUCUGUGGCUUUUACACCCAUUAGUUUCCCAGUAGCCACACAAGUUGUCCAGGUGUCAGCCUCCCAUAACCAUGCUGCAUUUGUAACUCAGUCCGGAGAGGUUUUUACAUGUGGGGACAAUUCAUCCUUCUGUUGUGGCCACAAAGAUACAAGCCGUCCCAUUUUUAGGCCUCGCCUUGUUGAAGCGCUGAAGGGAAUUCCUUGUAAACAGGUUGCUGCAGGACUCAGUUUCACUGCUUUCCUUUCGAAAGAAGGACAUGUGUACACAUGCGGAACCAAUGUACACGGUCAACUUGGACAUGGUGACACCGUAGAUAGGCCAACACCCAAACUAGUUGAAGGACUUGAACGUGCCAGUCACAUUGUUCAUAUCUCUGCUGGUCCUGGUUAUGCCUUGGCCAUUGGCAAUGAUGGGACCCUAUUCUCCUUUGGUUCCGGAUCCAAUUUCUGCCUUGGCCAUGGAGAACAGCACAAUGAGCUCCACCCACGUGCAGUUCAGUAUUUUAAAAGGAAAGGAAUUCAUGUAAUCCGUGUAUCUGCUGGUGAUGAGCACGUGGUCGCACUCGAUUCCAAUGGAUAUGUCUAUACAUGGGGCAAAGGUUACUGUGGAGCACUGGGACAUGGCGACGAAAGUGACAGGACUACUCCAGAAUUUUUGAAUAGCCUUCAGAGUCACCUUGCUGUACAGGUCUGUGCAAGCAAGAGGAAAACAUUUGUGCUGGUGGAUGAUGGCUCGCUUUAUGGAUUCGGCUGGAUGGCAUUUGGUAGUUUGGGAUUCCCAGAUAGAGGAAUGUCGUCUAAAAUCAUGAAGCCUAGAGUUCUGGACUGCUUGAAAGACGUCCACAUAGCUCAAGUUAGCACUGGCCUGUACCACAGUGUUGUAGUUACAAGUGGAGGACAAAUCUUCGGGUUUGGAGACAAUGAAAGAGCUCAACUUGGGCAUGAUUCACUCAGAGGCUCGCUCGAACCAACAGAAAUCUUCUUCAUUCAAAAGAAUCAGUAGAUAAUGCCAAUGUUGUUGUGGGAUAUUGUAUCUCCUUCCUAGUUUGUAAGGCUAGGUCUUUGUUUGAAUUGUAAUGUACAAUAUUUUUGCUUCAUUUUUUUGGAGCAGCUGGUUUUAAAACAUAUGUAUUUGCACAAAAAAAUUUUCCAGACAUCAAACGGGAGUGUGGCUGUUUUAUUAUUUCAUAAAAAAUUAAGUUAAGACCUCAAAAUCUUAAAUCUCGUUUGUUCGUUGUAUUAGGGUCGGAAACUUGACCAUUGUUCCGAG